AUGCAACGAGAGAAAAGUCUGAGGAUCCAGGCUGAAGCUGACAAGCACGAGGCCGUCGAGAUCGCAGAGGAGCUUUUUGAGAUCAUUGAGAAACUGCAGAAGAACCUGGUGGAAUUAUCUCUCAACACUCAAGCCCUGGAAGCAUUUCAGCUAGUACUACAAGAUAUCACAGAGCAUCAGAAAACACUGAAGAAAGAGUCGCUCCUGGAGGGUCGUCACCACAGGCUGGAGGAGCGUCGUGAUUCUUCAGAGAUCAAAAAAUAUAGUUCUACCACUGAAUCUUCAAUGGGCAGAGUGAGGAGUCAGCGCCUACUUCUCCAACCUCAAGAGCAGACGGCAGCAGAAGGCUCAGGCGUCCUUAAAGAGGGCCACAUCUCCAAAAAACUCAGCUUUCUUCACUGCUUCAUCUGA
Molecule: messenger RNA, 411 nt
Organism: Knipowitschia caucasica
Lineage: Eukaryota; Metazoa; Chordata; Actinopteri; Gobiiformes; Gobiidae
Source: the annotation of a GenBank genome assembly